This is a messenger RNA of Acipenser ruthenus (sterlet), 2291 nucleotides long. Its product is annotated as L-asparaginase-like. Gene Ontology annotation, biological process: potassium ion transport. Lineage: Eukaryota; Metazoa; Chordata; Actinopteri; Acipenseriformes; Acipenseridae. The coding region runs from base 1322 to 2113 and encodes 263 amino acids. The transcript has 8 exons. Gene Ontology annotation, molecular function: protein binding; voltage-gated potassium channel activity. The record is from RefSeq and is a predicted model, not a curated record.
UGUCAUACCUCGAGGGUUGACUGUACCUUAUUUCUAUGAGGACUAACCACCCCAACCACCCCAGGCGAACCGAUGAGGCCACCGCGCCCCAAAACCGGAGGCUGUCUUCUCGGAUCUUUUUUCUCUGUCGCGCUUUCUUCGCUGGGUUAAUGGGCCACUUAAAAGGCAUUUCAGCAUAAAAAGCAGGCUAUAUUAUGCAAUACUAGCCAAUGAACGCGACAAUGUGCAGACAAGCACACACGGCAAAAUUGUUUCUUAAAAUGAAUCCUUCAAAAAAACGUCGUUUUCUACAGAAUGUUCGGAACGCGUUUGAAUUAACACAGCGACUGCAAUCCAGUCUACAGUGUAAAGACUGCGCACGCAAUUACGAGCAUACGCAGUAAAGUAGGGAGAACGAGUAAGGUUCCUUCGUAACAUACGCCUCAUACCCCGUUUGUUUUGUUUUAUAUUGCAACACUGAAAACACCGGCAGUCUCGAUUAAUUACCAAAGGGUACUCGUUUAUUUUAGUGAAGCUCCAAAAUUAUUGGUUCCAGCAAGGUCAAGGUCAGGAUCACAUUUCCACUCCCAUCCCAUACCGACAAACAAACACAGAGCUACACAGAUACAGCUUUACACUGAAGCACAAGAAGAAAAUAACGGAACUGAAAAAGCACUGUUUUAAUCCGCACACAUAUAGUGUGAUCUGCACUGCAGAUAAGACAGGAAACGCUUUAAUGCAUGUGUUGUAAGCCUGACUUGGAUUGCAGAAUUUGACAAUUUUAAUCGCCAGUACAUUCAGCUAUCUCAUUGCUAAGUUUUGCACACAUAGCACUUUUUGCUAUCUGUCGUGGCCAGGUUCUGUCCUUUGCGCUACCAUUGCUUGCAAAGCGAAGUUUCGUACACACGAGUAGUACAGUACAGUACCAUACUGUGUGCUUUCCCUGAGUCAGGAGUACUAACAGUAACACAAAUACGCAUUAUAUUGAUGUGUUACAGGUAAUAUUUUUUAAUCAGCUUGGAAAAGCUACAUAACAAAAAUGGGCUUUGUGGUACAGCAUUGUUUUCUUGGUCUUUGUGAAGUGUGAUUUUCUGAACUCGUACCAUAAGGUAUGAAAAUUGUAUCUUUCUUGUGUACUUUCAAAUAAAUUAGUAAUGACGGUUAUUUUAUUAGCCAUAGAGAAGGGAUAGGUUGAUGCCACAUAUAAGCCAACGCGCUGAGUUUCACUUCAUUUGCGCUGCUAAUACUGUUGACUUAUAUAGGUUUUGUUUCAUUCAUAGCUCGCACGAGUAUCUGUUACUUACUAUCACUGCGACACCUACUGUACCCUCAGGCAGAGUAUAUGCCAACCAAGACGGCCAUUAGCAGUGCGAUGGGAGGUCAACAGUCAAAAAACAUACAAAAGGGGAACUACCGGUUUUGGUCUGCUGUGGCCUCGGCUAUUCGAUUAGGAUGGAUAGGAAUCGGAGAAAAACAAAAGGAGAUGAAGGUCACCCAGCUUUCCCUGUUCCCUCUGCUCAUGUGCACUGCAGCCCUGCAGGGGGACAUUGUGGCCCUGGAGGGACACCUGCAGCAGGGCGCUAAUGCCAUGAUGACUGCUAACAAUGGGAGAACACCCCUCCACUUGGCAGCGGGGGAGGGGGACCUAGACACAGUGAAGUUCCUGCUGAAGAAGGGCGCCGAUGUCAACAGCAGAGACAAAUUCAAAGACCCUGUCCUCCGAGAUGCCGUUCGCUGCAAGAGUUUAGAGCUGGUGGAACACCUAGUCAGUGCGGGAGCUCAUCUGGAGACCGCUGGUGAUGAGCUGGGGAGAGAGAUGUGCAGUCUUGCCUACUUGAGCGAUAUGAAACAAAUGGAGAUCUGGAAGGCAGCUGGGGUGCACUUCAACUUUGCUGAUCGUAACAACAGGACUCCUCUUCAUGUGGCUGUCUGCACCAACCAGCCUGAAAUGGUUCUAUUCUGCUUGAACAAUGGGUCAGAUCCUCAGCUACGAGACUGCUACAACAACACACCCAUCGCUGAUGCCCAUCGACUGGGGUUCAAACACAUUGAAGAGCUGCUGCUGAUUGACAAGGCAAAGAAAGCAAAAGCAGCUACAUUAAAAGCAGUGGAAGUGAAGCCAUUGGAACAGUAAAGGAACAAUUUGUCAAACUUGAUAUUGCCGUUAACAAAUAAAACACGAUCUAAUAAUGUUAAAUGUGUUAUGCAAACCAGUGCAUUUGUCCACUAAAAUAAAAAGAGACUAAUAAAUGGCCCACUGCACCAAGGUUGAAGCAAAAUUAAAUUACCCCCCAAAGAAGAAAAAAAAAAAA